This is a messenger RNA of Melampsora larici-populina 98AG31, 444 nucleotides long. RefSeq lists its product as uncharacterized. The coding region runs from base 1 to 444 and encodes 147 amino acids. The record is from RefSeq and is a predicted model, not a curated record. Lineage: Eukaryota; Fungi; Basidiomycota; Pucciniomycetes; Pucciniales; Melampsoraceae. The transcript has 3 exons.
AUGCAUCCCGAGCUUCUCGUCCAAUUUGAAUCCUCAAUAUCUACAUUUUAUCUUCAUGGUAUCUCCAGGGGAUUUGUGAAGAAUAAUGGUGCAACUCGUGGAGUCAAUAGGCCUGGAGAUAUGAGGGCCAUGGGUUGGCGCUCCGCAGCGGGUGUAGCUGCCGAUGUUGGAAAAGAUGUUUGUCACUACUCCCUUAAUCAAGCAACAUCCAAAUCCGAGGGAAAGAUUUGGAUUGAUAUUGAACGCAAUUCACUUCUUCUGCCUCAGGCCAAAGACUUUUGGGCAGAAAGGUUUUCGAUUCUUUCGAUGUUGGUGAAAUUGGGUAAGGCAUUAAAACUAAAGAAAUCAAGAAUGUCAAGGAAGGCGUGGGAGUUGUAUACAAAGGAUCAUAUAAAGGGUUAUGACCAGCAGGUAUACGUCAAAUUAGAUAAGUUGUCAAAAUGA